Molecule: messenger RNA, 625 nt
Organism: Aphanomyces astaci
Lineage: Eukaryota; Oomycota; Saprolegniomycetes; Saprolegniales; Verrucalvaceae
Exons: 1
Coding region: 44-592 (182 amino acids)
Source: RefSeq, a predicted model, not a curated record
CGCCUUCGAGUCACUGCGUUGGAAAAAGCAGCGAAGACAAGAGAUGAACGAUCUGUUCCAGAAGACAUCGACCAAGUCGGGUGCAAAGUACACUGCGUGCGCGCAGUCGUCGCCAAGAGUGACGCCAUACUCUGGGCUGGGGCAGCUCCUCGACACUGGAGAAGACAAUCACGUGGCCGACCAGUUGCCCCCUCCUUCCCCCAAUAACGAGGCGUCAGAGUACACCGUGUACACCCGACUGGGGAUUCAAUCAACCCCCCCCCGCAGCACCAACCAAAGCGACUGCGACAGCAGCGAGGCCCCGCUGUCCCAUCGGUCGUCCACUGCCUCCCCAUCUUCAUCCGACCACGUGAUCAACAUGGAAUGUCCUCCCUAUCUUGAUCAGGAUCCUCAACCACAAGGACCAGACAUUCCCGAAUGCAAUGUGACAUGCCGCCGAAAGAAAACAGCGUUCGAAGCCCGCGUGCGGCUCGCGAUGCAUGACAAGCCCAUCUACGUGGGGCGGUACAAGACUGAGCAGGCCGCGCGGGACGCAUGUGCUCGUCUCUUGCGGCAGACGACACCGCGGCAAGAAUCGAAGGCGACGAAAUAAUAUAAGAAGUAAUAUCGACCAAGUACAGUCGAG